UCUGCUGCAAGUCAUUUGCACUGGCAUUGAAAUCUACAUUCUAAUGUUGAAUUCCUAACGUUUUAGAAUUGUAGGCUUCGAUGUGUUUUUCCCCAUGACUAAAUUACCCAGUGUCCAUUUCUCUCUCUCAAUUUCACUCACUUCCAUGCUGUGCAUUUCGCAUAGGCCAGUGGUAUAUACCACGACAUUCUCUGUAGUUGUUUUCCUACAUUUCCAUGCAGCCCAUCCAUAGUACUCGAUAUUUAAAUACUUGUAUACAUAUUUUUCUCACUUUUUUUUAAAGAACUGCACAUUUGGUGACACUUGCAAAAUUGAGCCCGGUAUAUCGAGUGCACGCAUGCCACGACGGGGUAGGUUACUGGGCGGUCAGAAGAACGAGCGCACCCAAAUUGAAAGACCAGCCCUCAACCGAGUAUAGGCUACUGCUACGCGUAGAUUAUAAUGGUCGGUCGUGAGAAUGGAUCUAGUCUCUAAACCCAAAGUCAAAUCCGCAAUUUGGGUGCAUUUUGGUUUUAAGCCAAACGAGAAAGGAGAGCCUCAGAAUAUUGAUGAGGCGGUUUGCCGGUUAUGCCGGAGGAUUGUUUUUGUCAAAGGAGGAAACACGAGCAAUCUAAGACAUCACCUGCGACUACGACACCCUGAUAUAUUUUCUGAGUUUAUAUCGGCAACGUCUGGGCAUGGGUACUAUUUUGAGCCAUCAGGUUCAGAGCAGAGUCACCACUACAACAACGACAACGGCUCCCAAGGAAACUUCGGCAGUGGCCAUGGUAACUUCGGCAGUGGCCAUGGUAACUUCGGCAGUGGCCAUGGUAACUUCGGCAGUGGCCACGGUAAUGACAGAUCGCUUCACUUCAUCCCAGACAUGGUGGUCUGCGGUGAGCCAUGGUUGGAUGGCGGUGACCCCCGUGCGGUGGGUUCCAUCCCCCCGUGCCUCAGCCUGCGGAGGUGGGGCAGUGGGCCUGUGCCUGGGGGGUCAGCGGAGGAGGAAGAGACUGGGGUGUUUGCCAAGACCCUGUCACUGCAUCAGGGGUGGACGUUUGGACCCUUCAUAGGAGAGUUGACCCGCGGCCCUCUGAGUUGCCUCAAAUACGCCUGGGCUGUGAGUAUGGAUAUUAGCCUGGGCUGUCAGUAUGGACAGAUGGAUAUUAGCCUGGGCUAUGGAUAUUAG
Messenger RNA from Oncorhynchus keta (chum salmon), 1168 nucleotides. RefSeq lists its product as uncharacterized. The record is from RefSeq and is a predicted model, not a curated record. NCBI's taxonomy places the organism in Eukaryota, Metazoa, Chordata, Actinopteri, Salmoniformes, Salmonidae. Gene Ontology annotation, molecular function: DNA binding. The transcript has 3 exons. The coding region runs from base 458 to 1168 and encodes 236 amino acids.